GGAAAGGUCUUUUCGAUUGCACCACGAGUACAUUUCGCGUAGUCGGUGAAAUUUAGAAAACCCAUAAAAAUGGCAGAUCAUGUUGAUGAAGACUUCAGUGGUGCUGCAUCCGGAGCAUCUAACACCUAUCCCAUGCAGUGCUCCGCUUUGAGGAAGAACGGUUACGUCGUCAUUAAGGGACACCCAUGUAAGAUCGUUGAGAUGUCGACAUCAAAGACCGGCAAGCACGGCCACGCCAAGGUCCACUUGGUUGCUCUUGACAUCUUCACUCAAAAAAAAUAUGAGGACAUCUGCCCUUCGACUCAUAAUAUGAAUGUGCCCCAUGUAAUCCGCAAGGACUAUCAGUUCAUUGAUGUAGAAGAUGGUUUUCUGAGUUUAAUGGCUGACGACGGAACAACAAAAGAGGACAUCCGUAUUCCUGAAGUUGCCACAGAUAUUGGGAAAGAAAUCCAGGAGAAAAUAGAUGGUGGUGAACCUUUCAUGAUCACUAUUUUGAGCGCUAUGGGUGAGGAGGCAGCCUCGGGUGUUAAGUCUUUGAAGUAAACAUUUAGAAAAAUAAAGUAUCCUGUCUGUUGGAAUACAGACAUUGACUUUCAUUUAAAACCCAUGGAAGGAUUACUGGAUUCCAAACAUUUUUCUACAAUUUUGUGCCAUUCUGGCUAGUUGGCUAUAAGUCUAAACUGUGUUUGUGGCCUGAAGCUCUGCAGCAGAACAAUGCCCACUGGUGCCGAACGUUUGCUGUUUCAACUUGGGUUCAGGACGUCAAUUGAAAUUGUGGGGUUUUGAAGGAAAGUUGUAUGAGCAGAUGUGUCCUCCUUUGGAUAACAAUGAAUGUAGAUGUACAGGCAGAGAAGUUAUGUUCGUGUAACGCAGGUGGCUCCACAUUCAAAGGAGAACACUUUCAUACAACAUCUCUUACAAAAAAGACAAAGUGGAAGUUUUUAAGUGUAAACAUUCUCAUGAACCUUUUCAGUGUUGAAACCCCUGAAUUAGUGUAUACGUUUAGCACUCUUCCGAAACAUAAUAACCCAACUUCUAGACUGGACCACACUCCUACCUUCUGCAAUGCGAGGUUGAGGAUGCAAAACUGGCCGGGGGGGGGGGGUCAAGGGGUUCACACAAAGUCUAUUGUACAUUACAUCAACAGGCUAGGGACUUGGAAACCCCGUCCGUUUUAUUCGACUGAGGUUAAUGUAGAGCUGUACUCAUUUACUGCAGCUAACAGUUGAAUAACAGAGAAAUCUUUUCAGUUGGGGAAAUUGUGUAUUUUCUCACUAUUGGUGGUUGGGGCUCGAAUAUCUUUUGGGAUUACAGGUUCAUCACUGUAUAGCGUGCCUAUAAUUUUAUUCCAUGUUAUCAAGACUAUAAUCAUGUGCUUAUAUUGAGUGGGUUACCGUAAUAAUGUAAUGUAAGCUUUCUAAAAAAAUUGUGAGACGGUAAAAUAGUUUGUCCAGUACAGUCCUAGAUAUGCUGGCAAUGUACAGUUCUAGAUACUAAAUAUAUGUAUGUAUAACCAUUAUGAAUAUGUUAUUCAAACAUUAGGUCUUCAUUGCGUUCAACUGAAGAGUCUCAUCGCCGAACAAGAUAUGUGCCAUAUUCAACAUUUUGGGAUAAGUCAUACCACAGCAUUAUCCUUAUGAUGACUGAUCUGGCCUUCAAAUCCACACCACUCUGGCCAACAGUAAAACACACCAUUCUGGCCAACAGUAAAACUAUUAUGAAAAAAAAGUACAAUACAUUUUCUGUUAAGAUUCCAAACUUCAAAGCCAUUUUUCUCAAUGUGACAAAAAUGGAUAAACAGUAGAAUCUCGCUAUUAAAGGGGAGUUCAUAUGACUAACGUUUCGGCCGACAUUUUACAUAUAGCAAAAAUUAUUUUGGCUAAGAUGAUCAUGUGUGACCCACCACGACAAAAUGAGUUGCAUGUCGCACAGAAGAUGAGCCUAAAAUGACACCAGGACAUAAUAGAAGAAAUUGAUAUGCUCCGAUUUUACAAAAGGCAGACAAUGGUGAAAUGAACAACCAGUCUGUCUCAACCUGUCAAGCUCAGAGCGACAUGCGACUCAUUUUGUCAUGGCGGGUCACAUAUAAACCAAAUUUCUGAUAAAUCCAGGGAGUUUUUUUGGUGAAACGGACACGGAGUUACCACUUCAUCAUCUUUGACUGGAAGUGAGUAUCUAUCGAUAGUGCCAGGCCAGGCCAGGCAUUUUAGCCAAAGGCGUUUAAAAAGGGAUGAUCAUUUUGUAAGGUAAUGCCCGUAGAGAGCUCUGUUGGCCAGUGCUUUUGCUACCAUCUCUUAACAGUUUGCAUUCAUUUUGUCCUGUAAAUUGUCAUAUAAAGUAACUUGAAAUGACAUCUGA
Lineus longissimus is the source of this 2358-nucleotide messenger RNA. Its product is annotated as eukaryotic translation initiation factor 5A-1-like. The record is from RefSeq and is a predicted model, not a curated record. The transcript is spliced from 2 exons. Bases 70 to 543 code for a protein of 157 amino acids. NCBI's taxonomy places the organism in Eukaryota, Metazoa, Nemertea, Pilidiophora, Heteronemertea, Lineidae. Gene Ontology annotation, molecular function: ribosome binding; translation elongation factor activity; RNA binding. Gene Ontology annotation, biological process: translational elongation; positive regulation of translational elongation; positive regulation of translational termination.